AUGGCUGCAACAAACGUAAGCCUGAAGAUUCAUAGACAAAAAGAAGCAACAGGUACUUUUUCGCCGAAGCAGACAACAAAUUUUGUUGAUUUCCUGCUUAGCAUUUUCACUCUGCUCGUAGGAGUUGUCACCAGACUUCUCAAAGAUGGAGGCGGCGUGGUAGGCUGCCUGCCAAGCCUCUACCAGAGCAUUAAGAAUUUGAGUGUUACAUACAUCAAACCAGACAAAAACAAACUUUUUCUGCUGGAACCCAAACUAGUCAUGCCUGGUGCUGAGGUCCCUCUCCUAUUGCCAAACGUUGGCUCAACAUUUUCUCAAUUGUAUAGGUGUCCGAACACAGGCAGUAAUUGUUUGAGCUUCGCGGCUGUUGAUGUUGGCACGAUUUGUCCUUCAUGCAAAUCGAAGAUGGACCGGAAUGUAAAAUGCGUAGACCCAACAAGGGCAACCAGGGCUGCAUCCGCCGCUAGUGAGGAAGGUUACGUGAUAGGGACGGUUGCAUACAUGGUGAUGGAUGAUCUGGAGUUGAAGCCAUCUUCCUCCAGCUUUCUUGUCACUCUACUUACCAAGUUCAAUGUCAAGGAUGUUGGAGAUAUUGAGGAGAAAGUGGUCGAUAUGGGCCUGGAUGAGGUUUGA
Molecule: messenger RNA, 633 nt
Organism: Corylus avellana
Lineage: Eukaryota; Viridiplantae; Streptophyta; Magnoliopsida; Fagales; Betulaceae
Source: RefSeq, a predicted model, not a curated record